Spizellomyces punctatus DAOM BR117 is the source of this 1669-nucleotide messenger RNA. RefSeq lists its product as uncharacterized. The transcript is spliced from 9 exons. Gene Ontology annotation, biological process: acyl-CoA metabolic process. NCBI's taxonomy places the organism in Eukaryota, Fungi, Chytridiomycota, Chytridiomycetes, Spizellomycetales, Spizellomycetaceae. The coding region runs from base 83 to 1600 and encodes 505 amino acids. The record is from RefSeq and is a predicted model, not a curated record. Gene Ontology annotation, cellular component: mitochondrion. Gene Ontology annotation, molecular function: fatty acyl-CoA hydrolase activity.
UGGGCAGUCAUCGGAAUUUCAAAAACUUUGUAGAUCUCCCCAUUUAUUCCAUCGUCAUUUCACUGUAAGGAAUUCCACAGACAUGCUGCGUAGGUCCUAUCGUUUAGGACUGCUUGCAGGUCCAGGUUCCCACAACACCAUGGGGCUGAAGCGCAUCGCUUGCCAGCCGAUGCUCUGCCGAGAAUUGCACCUGGUUCCCUUCGCCGCGGCCGAAGACAGCAGAACCAAGUUAAAUGGCGCAAAAAACGCCAUGCAAACUGAAGCAGCAACGCGACGGAAGUGGAUGGUUUUGCCCUACGUACGCAACCGUACGUCUGCGACACAUCGUAUGUGGAUCAAUCGGUUUCUCGCUGAAAAGCAACAACAAGCGCUGGAAAAGCGGGCAGAGUCGGGUGAAAGCCAGACCGACAUACCAGUCAUUCUUGAAAAGAAAAUGAAAGACUCUUAUAUUGAGGAAUAUCUUCUUUUCAAAACCGAGCCGGAUGUCAAAGAAGAGUAUCUCAAUGUAUAUGGUGGAAUUCGGAUCGGGAAGAUCCUUGAAGACCUUGAUGCCCUAGCUGGAUCGAUUGGGUACUUGCAUUGUGAUGAUGGGCGAUCAGAGACGAUUCCGUUGACCAUUGUAACAGCGAGUCUUGAUCGCAUUGACAUGUUGGAUGUCAUACCACCUGAUGAAGAUAUUAGGAUUAGUGGCCAUGUCACAUGGGUAGGAACAUCAUCAAUGGAGGUCAGCUGCUGGGUCGAGACAGUGCCAGAGGGAGCCCCGCAGUCAGGUCAAUCCGCGUUUGGAGUUGGCCAACCAUCGGCGGACCAGCGUGUCCCUGGCAAGCCAAUUCUUGCGGCAAAGUUUUCAAUGGUUGCAAGAGAUCCGUACACUGGAAAGGCCGCGGCCAUCAAUCAGUUGAAGCUGGAAACAGAGGAAGAGCGCCGAUUAUUUAAACUGGGAGCUGAGCACAAAGCUCGAAAGGUCGCCGAGAGAAGGUUUGACUUAAGCCUAAUACCCCCAAGUUUUGAAGAGAUGUCCCUGGUACAUGACCUAUAUAAAGAGUACAUCCAAUAUUUGGAUCCAACCUACAACAGGGACAUGCCAGAAGAUGUGAAAUGGAUGAAAGAUACUUUAAAACAAAGCCUCGUUAUGUGCAUGCCUCAAGACCGCAAUAUUCACGGAAACGUAUUUGGUGGCUAUCUGAUCCGUCUCGCAUACGAGUUAGCCCACUCGACUGGUCUCAUCUUUUGCAGAUCACGGAUACACUUUGUUGCCCUCGACGAUAUCAGCUUCCGUAAACCAGUGCACGUUGGAUCACUACUUAGUCUCACGUCUCAAGUAACCUAUUCCUCCGGGUCGCCGUCUCGUAGUUUCCAAGUCAAGGUUCGGGCAGAUGUAUUAGAUCCGAUCAGUGACGAGCAAAGCACCACGAAUACGUUUCAUUUUACGUUCAUGGCCUUAGACGGGGGGUCAGUUCCUCGCGUCAUGCCAAGAUCUUACGAUGAGAGUAUGAGGUACAUCGAGGGCAAGAGAAAAAAGGAGAGGUGGAUGCAAGUGGCGGAGCAUAAUACAAGCAUCUUCGCUGGUGGGGAAGGGGACAGAACAAAGCAGCGAUAAGAGUUCGUUCACUUUAUUCUAUGUAUAAGCAUUACACCAAGUAUAUAUUAUCAAAGAUUCGACUACGGG